Messenger RNA from Lingula anatina, 1321 nucleotides. RefSeq names its product protein Wnt-1. Gene Ontology annotation, cellular component: extracellular region. Gene Ontology annotation, molecular function: frizzled binding; cytokine activity. Gene Ontology annotation, biological process: cell fate commitment; neuron differentiation; multicellular organism development. NCBI's taxonomy places the organism in Eukaryota, Metazoa, Brachiopoda, Lingulata, Lingulida, Lingulidae. The record is from RefSeq and is a predicted model, not a curated record.
AUGCAAUAUAAAAGAUGCAGAGAGACGUCUUUCAUUUAUUCUAUUACAAGUGCGGCAGUGACGUAUCAGCUCGCACGGGCGUGCGCCGAGGGCAUCAUCUCAACAUGCACGUGCGACUACAGGCAACUCCGGUACCCGAGUGUGGACCAGAGUGGGAAACCCUGGGAAUGGGGAGGUUGCAGCGAUAACAUGGAAUUCGGUCUGCGGUUUGGGAAAUCGUUCACAGACGGCGUUGAAAAAGGCAGAGACUUGAGAUAUAUAAUGAACAGGCAUAAUAAUGGCGCUGGACGCCUGCAUGUACAAAAUCAAAUGGAGAGAGACUGUAAAUGCCAUGGAAUGUCAGGAAGCUGUACAGUAAAGACAUGUUGGAUGAGAUUGCCAAAAUUUAGAACAGUGGGCGAUUUAAUAAAAGGACGAUUUGACGGAGCAUCGAGAGUUUAUCAAGGAAACCAAGGGGGCUUGGAACAAGGGAACUCCGGUCGAGGACGAGGACGGAAACCAAAUCUGCUUCCAGUCAAUGUUAACCACAAAGCCCCUAGUAAAAAAGACUUAGUUUACUACGAGGAUUCUCCAUCUUUCUGCGAAUACGACCCCAGCACCGGGUUCAAAGGAACGACGGGAAGGGAGUGUAACGCAACGUCCAUAGGGGUAGACGGCUGCGACUUACUCUGCUGCGGUCGCGGACAUAAAAGUGAAAGUUAUACUUCUCAAGAGAGAUGCAGCUGCACGUUUCAGUGGUGCUGUAAAGUACAUUGUGAGAUAUGCACGAGGGUGAAAAUAAGACACACGUGCAAGUAAGACAACAUGACAAUGCGUGUGUGUCCCUGUGAUUUUUUCAUUCCGAUUGCCAAAAAAACCCCGCAGCGACGGCGAAAAGAGAAAGGUGCUUAACUGUAGAACUGAGACGCACAAGACUUUACCAGAAGCUGAGAGCGUCGACAAGUGGAGUGCAUUAUUAUGUGAAACUAAUUUCGAAAUCAACGGGAUUUUCCUUUUUAAAUCUGCCAAUGUAAUGUUGACGAUUUUUGCAAGUGGCGACACAUGUCAUUGACUUCACACGAUCGCCGAUGUUUACCUCGAAAUGGCCACGUACUUUAGAAGUCAAGGGAGUGUCAUAAGCAUAAACCAUGGCGGCGUAUAGUGCCUUAAGUACCAUCGUGCCCACCAAACCAUUUCACCUCAAACGAAACACAGCUAAAAUGUUUUUACGAAAAGGUAAAUCGAGUACAGAAAAUGAUGUUGUGGUUCAACCGUUUAUCAAGUACUUCAUUAACCUCCUCUGUUUCUCUAUAUCCUGUUAUGUGGAGAGGAAAAAAAAAAA